GUUUAGUUUCUCCGCCGGUGUCCUCAGCGAAAACUUUUAGCCAACUUUCUCUGACAAAAUGCCCAAAAAGAAGGAUAAGAAAAUCGGCGACAAACAAGAUGAAGUCAAGAAAACAUCGAAAUAUGAGAGUUCGGCGACUCCUGCAGAUAAAACAGCUUCAGACGACAAAGAGAAGGAUUUAUAUCUGAUUCAAAUACGAUAUUUAAACGAGCAGUUGGAGAGAUACCAGCUGAAAUAUGAUCAACUAGAGAGGCAGAAGAAGGACUUAACCUCUCAGUACAGUUCACUGGAGACACAGAAGAAGGACAGUGUAGAGUAUCUGAAACGCUGCUUGGAGGUAAAGGAGGACGAGGCGGACGAGCUGACAGAGCGCCUGAAGAGUCAGCGGCAGGCUGCCGAUAAGGACAGAGACGCCCUGCAGCUGCAGCACAGUCGGCUGAGUCAAGAGCUUCAAGAACGGAUUGAAGAACUCACUACAGAAAACAUGACACUUGCGGCGAGGCUUGCUAGUCUAGAGGAGUUUCAGAAGCAGAAGGAGCAGCUGAUGUCAAACAUGGAGACUCUGGAGAAGCAGUUGGCCAGUCAGAUGGAGGAACAGAAAGCUGCCGUCCACAACCUGGAGAUGAAAGCACUGCUGGAAAAGAAGAGGAUGGAGAAAGAGAUGGAGAGCCACGUGGCGUCCAUGGCGGCAGAGGUGCAGCACCUGGUGGACCAGAAGGUCCCGGAGGCGACCAGGUUGGCCCUUCAGGAGAACACGGAGGUUAAGGCUCAGUUCAGCCAGCUGUCAGCACAGGUACAGGUCCUAAUGGGGGAGAACUCUGCCCUGCGGGACCGUAAGAGUCGGCUCAGUGUGGAUGUGGACAUCCUGGAGCAAAUGCUCAGCAAGACGUCACGCAAGAGCUGCAUCCGUGAGAAGGUGGUGGAGCAGCUUACAGAAAAAUGUCAGCAGCUGCAAGCGGAGCUGAAACACUGUCGGCAAGAACUCGAGCAGCUUCAGACCAAACACACAGGAGUCCUGGCUGAGAUGAAGGCACUCAGACAGAACGGGUCCUCGCUAUCUGAGCAGUGCAGCAAAUACAGAGCCGAGGCGAGUCGGCUGGAGGCGGAGCUACAAGAGGAAAGGAGGAGGAGAAGCAGGAUGAAGAGCAUCAUGCAAGAAGCAGCAGUCGCUCUCAGACAAGCCCUGAUGGAGGCACCCACUGAGCAGGACUUGGAGGUGGUCCACCAGUGGAAGCCGCUGAUGCAGAAGCUACUGGUGGUCUUGGAUGGACCCACACUCACCAAUUCCACCCCUGAGAACAACCAUCUGAAUGAGUGGGAGACCUCUGACCCUGCAGCAGCCAGAGCAGGGACCCUGAAUCCAGCUUUGAGUUUCCAGUUCGAGCUGGCCCGCUACAGACCGGGCGAUCUUGGCCUUGUACCCCGUCCCACACUGAAACACAAACUCUCCAGGACUGGAGCCGGGUCCGGCAGCACCCACGUGCCUCUGCACAGGAAGCCGUCCACUCAGAAAACAGCCAUUGACAGUCUCCAUUGACCUGCAUGACUCAGCAGUCGGAUUUCGGACCUCCAGAAACUCAUUCACUAAAACCAAGUUAACAGUAACUAACCUCACUUCCUUCUCAUGUUGGAGAAAACCCUUAGCUGAUGUAACUUUGUGGCUAUAAGUUAUACAUAAUGAUAAACACUUACUGAAGCAGUACAGUUUUAUAACAUCUGGUAACGCCAGACUGAGAAAGGGUGUAAUCUAUGAAUUCAGCUUUCAUUCAUCAUAAAAUUAAUGUGCCAUUUCUUCCUUCACAAAAAACAUGCACAGUUUGUCAUUUCAGCUGCUUACAUCCAAAACUAAAAGUAGUAGUUUGAUGACUUGAAGUAGCAUGGGAUCAUGGUAGUUGUUGAACUGCACCUUUACCUUGAUUAAAAUUAAUGAUUUCUCUGGUUUGAAAAUUGUUGGAAAUAUCUAGAAUAAGUACACAACUCAAACACUGACAUACUGUAGAUUUAUGAAUACAAAUCUCAACCGGCUGUGAAUCAUAAGUUUGUUUGAAGUCUUCAUUAGAAGCAAAUUUAAUUAUUACUGAGGAAGGUUGUAGCUGGUUUAUCUUUGCCUUUUGAAUUCAUAUUUUGAAGGCAUGUUUUACUCCUGUAGGUUGGGAACUCGUUGUGGGUAUCGUUUUGUUUUUGAUUGAAAUAGUUUCUUUUGAGAUAUAUAUAUAUAUUUACUUGACAGCAUGUGUUCAUUUAAUGCUGUGUUCUCCAGAGUGUGUUAUGGUCUAAAAACAUUGCAUCUCUCAUCGCCUAAGAUGUGUUUAAUGUUAAUUAAUUAUCAAUAAUUAAUGAUCAGCCGCCUCCUUGGGAGAAUCCAUAUGAUCAGUGUAUCUGGAUGGGUGUCUCGUGUUGUAGUUUUGCAAAAGCUUUUAGCUUUUUUGCUAAAAAUAUAUGGAGAAGCAUUUAGAAACCCAGCAGUCACAGAAGAGACUGAAAACUAUAGAUGAAACCUAGAAAAAUGUUUUUCCAUGAGGCAAGAAAAACAACUGGAAACAUGAUUUUCAAGGCAGUUUAAUUUCCCUUUACUUAAAGGUUCAGUGUGUAAUAUUAAGGAGGAUCUAUUGACAGAACUGCAAUAAAAUAUACAUAACAAUGUUUUCAGUGGUGUAUAGAGACCUUACAUUAUGAACCACUAUGUUUUUAUUACCUUCUAAUGAGCCAUUUCUAUCUACAUACACUGCGGGUCCUCCUUACAUGGAAGUUGCUAUGUUGUGCCGCCAUGUUUAUACAGUAGUGGACAAAAGUCUCUACAGAGUGUGUUUUGUCACUACAUUGAAUACGCACCAAGAACAACUACAAGAAGUAACGUUCGUAAUAGUAGUAGUCGUUGACUUGUAAGAAAUAAGGAGAAAUUUGGACAAAUGGAGCAGAGCAUGUCGGCCACCGUACUUUCUCCUGCACUUGGGAAGGGAGGAGCGAGCUGUGCAUUGAUGUGGUGUCCAUUUUUCCUUCUUAAAUCUUUAUGGCAAAAGAGAAAUAAAGUAUACAUGGGACGCAAA
Molecule: messenger RNA, 3047 nt
Organism: Micropterus salmoides (largemouth bass)
Lineage: Eukaryota; Metazoa; Chordata; Actinopteri; Centrarchiformes; Centrarchidae
Product: cilia- and flagella-associated protein 157-like
Exons: 9
Coding region: 59-1537 (492 amino acids)
Biological process (GO): sperm axoneme assembly
Cellular component (GO): ciliary basal body; cilium
Molecular function (GO): microtubule binding
Source: RefSeq, a predicted model, not a curated record